This is a messenger RNA of Acomys russatus (golden spiny mouse), 1864 nucleotides long. It is a transcript of the gene Tspan1, whose product is annotated as tetraspanin 1. Lineage: Eukaryota; Metazoa; Chordata; Mammalia; Rodentia; Muridae. Gene Ontology annotation, cellular component: membrane. The transcript is spliced from 8 exons. The coding region runs from base 155 to 880 and encodes 241 amino acids. The record is from RefSeq and is a predicted model, not a curated record.
CCUGCAGGUGUGCAGUGUUGUGUGAAGACUAGCCGAUCCCUCAUCACUCUGCCAGCACACUUAAGUGGCAGUUUCCUGGAGCUGUUCUGUUCCUUCGGGAGUGCAGAAAAACCCGUUCAGAACCUAUUGCCAGGAGCCCUGAGCAGGACCCACAAUGCAGUGCUUCAAAUUCAUUAAGGUCAUGAUGUUCCUCUUCAACCUGCUCAUUUUUCUCUGUGGUGCGGCCCUGCUGGCUGUGGGAAUCUGGGUGUCCGUCGAUGGGCCGUCCUUCCUGCAGACCUUCGGAUCACUGUCAUCAAGUGCCAUGCAGUUUGUCAACGUGGGCUAUUUCCUCAUCGCGGCGGGCGUUGUGAUCUUCAUUCUUGGUUUCCUGGGAUGCUACGGUGCUCACUCUGAGAACAAGUGUGCACUCAUGAUGUUCUUUUCCAUCCUCCUCCUCAUCUUCAUCGCUGAGCUUGCGGCUGCUGUGGUUGCUUUGGUGUACACCACAAUGGCUGAACAACUCCUAACGUUGGUGGUGGUGCCUGCCAUCAAAAAGGACUACGGCUACCAGACUGACUUCACCCAAGUGUGGAACUCUACCAUGGAAGGGCUGAAGUGCUGUGGCUUCAACAACUACACAGAUUUUAACAGCUCACGUUUUGUCCAAGAGAAUGGAGUCUUUCCCCAAUACUGUUGUGCCAACCCUGCCAACAGAACAGUGGAUGAGCCAUGCACCGCGGCCAAGGCCCAAACUAUGAAUGUACAGGGUUGUUUCCAUCAGCUUCUGCAUGGCAUCAGAACCAAUGCAGUCACCGUGGGCGGUGUGGCAGUUGGAGUCGCGGCCCUAGAGCUGGCUGCCAUGGCUGUAUCCAUGUAUCUAUACUGCAAUCUGAAAUAAGACGGCCUCUUCCUCCCGACUUGCUGCCGCCACAUGGAAACCAGGAAGAGGCACUCAGCGCAGCUAAGCAGCAGUGAUGAGGGUGGAGAUGAAAGCUAACAAUGUCAUCUGGGCUGGAGUGGAUUCGCCUUUGCUGUUCUGGACUUGGGGCGAAAUAGGGACCGCCUCUUUUGGUCUGUGUGUCUGUCUUGUUCUUCCACUGGUGGGGUGAGGGGGGAGGAUCUGUCCCAGAGUCUCAGAGGCAGCCAUGUCUGUCCAUCUCCUGAGUCUUUUCUUCAACCCUUGACACUUUCUUCGUGUAAAAGUGGCUCUUGAUGAUCCCAGCACUCCACCGGUGGAGGAAGGCACUUACAGCCUGGGCAUUUCAAGCACCGCCAAGUCAUACAAUGAAUGUAUAGAAGGCAUUUUGAACCCUAUAAACUAAUGAAUGUAUUCUAUUUGGGCUGUGUAUGCUUGGAGCCAUGGGACCAGACUGCCUAAAUUGCACUGACUGCCCAAUUGCACGGUUUCUGAGGCUGGACUCAGCAGGGUGGAAGGGAAGUGAGGUAGGUAUUUGGGCCUCAGGCCUGGAAGGACACUGAGAAAGUGGGAGCUGGGUUGGUCUGCCAUUAUGUAUCAUGAGAGGGCUUUGUCCUGAAAGUUCUCCCUCCUGGUGAAGGGCACUGGACUGGAAAGCUAUGAAAAUAACAGGCUUGUGCCAAAUCAAGGAGGGGAGGACAGAAUCCAUGUCAGGGCUGUGGGGGUGGAGCCGCUUUCUGAAGCCCUCCAGGAACUCUGAGAAGUAGGCCUAAGCUGUGUGCCCUAGUUUGGGGAAUUCCCAAAUCAUUUAUUCUUUGGUGUUGGCCCUACCCAUUCCUCUCAAGAUUUGUAUCUUUUGGGGGAGAGGAAGUUGGUUUAAACAUUUUUAUCACCAAUUAACCGGUUCUUCAGACAUUCCAGACUUGGGCCCUGGGGGUCCUGAGUGUGACUGGGCACACUGGUUCU